Molecule: messenger RNA, 2196 nt
Organism: Pseudomassariella vexata
Lineage: Eukaryota; Fungi; Ascomycota; Sordariomycetes; Amphisphaeriales; Pseudomassariaceae
Exons: 2
Coding region: 122-2149 (675 amino acids)
Source: RefSeq, a predicted model, not a curated record
UAUUGGCGCUCGUUCCUGUUGCUGAUCACCAAUACAGGUAAAACCAUCACUAAAGCCUGGAAUCUUCAAGAAUGGUCGCGAGGCGGGAGCACGAUCAGUUCCUGAUCUUGCAUUCUCAAAUAUGCAUUUCCUUCAGGAUCGAAAGCUAGCCCAAGAAUCGAAGCCGCUCUCCCGACACCGGUUAAGGGUGCUUGAGAGACAAAACGAAGAGAUUGAACAGGUCUCGUCGUUCUUCUUGCCGCAAAAAACAGAUGGCAACCAACAAGGCACGGGUAUCAUUGCACCGAGAAGUCGAGACAAUGUCAGGGGCCGUCAAGCCCGAGCAAGUGAAGAGCCUGUAUCGAUACGCGGCCAGGACUGCUCUCUCGCGUCGUCCACUGGCCAACGGGCUUCCAACGGGCGCCGUACGUCACUUCCAUCGUGCAGACCAACCAAUCAAACUAUGAGCUCUCUCCCCGCUGUAAUGGCGAAUUCACGACCGGUGUCAACUCGAGAAAGCAAGGCCACCACUUACUUUACAUGGUCAAGCAGUCCACCUCGAUCACCCAUUGCUCAAAGGAGAUCUGCCUCGGUGAGCUCAGUAAGGCCAGAGUCUCAGCGGAGUACAACACCUGAUCUCAUAAGAGAGGCUUUGGUAAAGACCGGCAUCUAUCGAGGCACUGGAAUUAAUCCGUAUGACGGUUCGAGGCGUGGAUUUCAACGUGAUAGUGACAUUCAGAACGCGUCAACGCUGCGCAGUAAGGGCGCACAAGUCUGCAGUCAGGCCGGUGGUCGGGAGCGAACUAUGAGUCCUGCCGCAAAUGCCAGGCCCGAAAACCAGGAUGCAGUCACCCAUCGUCCGGACCAAUCUAUUUUAGAUCGAUGGGAAAAUAUCCUGCCACUAGGCUGGCGAAGAGAGCACGCAAAGCGUUCUUUGGACAACGCUGAAGCGCUCAAGGAUCAAGCACAGGCCCAGGCAACAAGCCGUUGCUGUGCGAGUGAACGAUCAACACGAACAGCCAGCCAGCAUGACACUGUAGACAGGAACAAGAUCGCCGAUGAGGCACUCGUUAAUAUACAGGGCAAAAAACAAAGAUCCCCUCGGUCUGGAGAGAACAGCUUAACACUCAAGCCAAACCCACAACAUGAUGGCCGAUGGUCAAAGAAUUCAGAAGCCCCACACCUACAGCUAUCUAGUCCAAACGAAAAGGCAUCUCUUACAUCUAGAGGAGCGAUGCCGCCUCCUCCAAUCCCCUUGGACCGGCAAGACUCAAGCGGUAAUGCACCGCUGACACAGCUAGAUGUUCUAGAGAGAACGAAAAACCAACCCAGUCAUGACGAAAUAGCGGAAGCCCUUAAAAUGAUAACACCAGCAAAUGAUGAACAAUAUGCAGAGAAGGAAUUUUACCCGGGUCAUAAUAAAUUCCAAUCUCCCCAAGGAAUAGCAACGGAAAACAGUAAUAAUCUGCCGUCACUUCAAUCUGUUUCUUGGAUCGAUGCGACUCGGAUGCCGACUCCUGCACUGACACGCAGCGCUGCCACGUCGGGAAUCAACUCCAAAUCACCCCUUUACGUAAGUCAGUUAAGUAUUCUACCUGUCGAUGAAGCGAGUAGUAUACCUGAUCUACUGGACGAUGGCCCUGGCGGUGAAAGCAUGGCCGAUUUCAUCGCACGAAUAGAAAGUGAAGCCGCAGCAUCUCCGCCAGAUGUGAAUGAUGAGACGAAUAACCAACAGAUCAAGUAUGGUUCCACGAUUGACGAGCGAGGAGACGAAAGAGUUGCUGAAGUGUCUCGUAUCAGGACGAACAAGAGCUCUCUUGACCCAAAUUAUGCAAGGCCCGAGUUGAUCGCAGCUGAAGCUGAACGGGAAGUAGAAUGGUCGCACGGAUAUCAAAUGGCGCCCAACCUGCACCAACCGGCAUGGUCGCGCCAGACAGAAUACAAUGAUGGUGAAAUAGGGUCAAAUCCGAACCAUUUCGAAGACCGGUUCCAUGCAUGGGUACAUAACGAUGGGAUACAGGCACAGUUGAAAGGAGCACACCAAUCACGCAACGUACAUAAUGAUGCGCGGACCUUGAAUCCAACUGACGAUGGAAUAGUAGAAAAUGACCCGGAAGAGAUCUCAGAAAUGUCGAGCUUUUGGCGGCCUAAUUAUUUCGCACGAUUCUGAGCUUACCUAUAGAUUACUCUCAUAGCGAGCCAUUAGGCGAAAAUGUC